Catharus ustulatus (Swainson's thrush) is the source of this 2310-nucleotide messenger RNA. RefSeq names its product potassium voltage-gated channel interacting protein 3 (gene KCNIP3). Gene Ontology annotation, cellular component: nucleus; voltage-gated potassium channel complex. Gene Ontology annotation, molecular function: DNA-binding transcription repressor activity, RNA polymerase II-specific; calcium ion binding; RNA polymerase II cis-regulatory region sequence-specific DNA binding. The coding region runs from base 174 to 1361 and encodes 395 amino acids. The transcript is spliced from 3 exons. NCBI's taxonomy places the organism in Eukaryota, Metazoa, Chordata, Aves, Passeriformes, Turdidae. Gene Ontology annotation, biological process: negative regulation of transcription by RNA polymerase II; regulation of potassium ion transmembrane transport. The record is from RefSeq and is a predicted model, not a curated record.
CAAAAUUGCUGACACCCUCCUGUGCUGAGCAGUUCCACAGGGGCUUCCUAGGCUGAAAUUAUUAAUGAACCAUCAUUUAUUAAUUACCUUCUGCUGGGCCGGGCGGGAGCAGCAGUGGCCAAGAGGCGGCUCGGGAAUCUUCUGCGCCUUGGGAAUGUGGGAAACCCCUCGGGAUGCAACACCCGCGGUGUUCCGGGGUCCGCCGAGGCGCUGGGCGGUGGGUUUGGGGGAGUGGGGGUGGGUUUAGGAGUGGAGGUGUUUCUAAGGGGCGGUCUUUGCCCGGGGGUCUCUCCUGGAAGACAGCGGCGAUGCCGAUGUGGAGCUCCCUACAAUCCGACACCAACCCGAGGGGCUGGAGCAGCUGCUGGCUCGGACCAAGUUCACCAAGACUGAGCUUCAAUCCCUCUACCGUGGCUUCAAGAACGAAUGUCCCAGUGGCCUCGUGGAUGAGGAAACCUUCACGCUCAUCUACUCGCGGUUCUUCCCUCAAGGCGGUGAGUGGGGGGUCCCCAAACCCGGCAGGAGGGUCUGGGGGGGCCCACCCCGGAAAAUUCCCGACCGCAGUUCUGGGGGAGUCACAGAGUCACCAUCCCCCUUCUCCCGCAGAUGCCAGCUCCUAUGCCCACUUCUUGUUCGACGCCUUCGACGCCGACCGCAACGGGGCUCUCUGCUUCCAGGUGGGUAUUCCUGGUGGGAAUGGCUGUGCCAGCACCGUGAUUCAUCACAUCUUCCCCCUCCUCUUCCUCCUCCUCCUCUUCCCCCUCCCAGGCUGUGGCCAAACUCUCCCUCGCGGGUGCCGGGAGCGCCGGGCGCUGCGGCAGCGGGGGGUAAAAAUAACAGGAUCAAUAGGGAAUGAAAUCCCUCGGGCGGCCCGGGAUCGAUGUGGCCGCGGGAGGGAGGGGCAGGGGGUGAGGGUCCCUCCCCGCUCACGGCCACGACCCUUCCGGCAGGAUUUCGCGGUGGGACUCUCGGUGCUGCUGCGGGGGACGGAGCAGCAGAAGCUGAAGUGGACGUUUGACCUCUACGACGUGAAUAAGGACGGCUACGUCACCAAGGAGGUGACAGUGGGGAACACUGGGGGGCUGGUGGGGUGGGGACACCCAGACGGGGACGUGCCAGCGCUCUGUGUCCCCCAGGACAUGCUGGAGAUCAUGAAAUCCAUCUAUGCCAUGAUGGGCCGCUGCACCGAGCCCGCCCUGGGGGCCAGCGCGCCGGCCCAGCACGUGGAGCUGUUCUUCCAGAAGAUGGACAGGAACAGGGACGGCGUGGUGACUUUCGAGGAGUUCCUGGCCACGUGCCAGGAGGUGAGGGACCUUGGGGGGCAUCAUCCUCCUCCUCCUGCUUGUUCUGUCCCAAAAUGAUGUGCUGGGGACAUCAGGAGAGAGGGGAACAAAGGGGUCACCCCGGGAGGGAUGGGAGUGGGACCGGAGGGGCACAGGAGUUGGGGCUGGGAGAGGGAUGCGGGGGAAACAGGAGGAUUGUGAUGGAAAGUGUGGGAUGUGGGGGACAGGGACUAGGGAGGGGAGGGGGCAGGGGAGGGGACAGGAUGAGGGGAACAGGAGGGAGAUGACAAAAGAGUGACAAGAGGAGAGCUGGGGGGUGGGGGUCAGGAGGGGAACACGGGAUCUCUGAUCUCUCCCCCCCAGGACAAGGACAUCAUGAGCUCCAUGCAGCUCUUCCAUAACGUGCUCUAAAUCCUGCCCACCCCCCCGGAGUUUUUCUACUAUUUCAGACAGCCAAGAAGUUCAAAGGCAGAAGAAAUCCAUCAUGUGGCUCCCAGAGAUGGGAUAGGACAAGGACGAUAUUGCCACCAGAGCCCCACAGGGGAUGGCUCUGCCACCUGCCAGACAGACCCAUUUUGGGGGGGCUGAGCCUCCUCUCUGAACCCCCCACCCUUGGCGGUGCAGGGACCUGACACAGCACAAGCCCAACCCCAGGGUCCCCAGGGCAGGAGCCUGGGACACCGGGACUGCCUGGGCCCUGAGGACCCGCAGAGAUGGGACCCCCCAGGAUGUGGGGGCCCUCCGGGUGGGAGUCUCCAUAUUGCAGCCAUGACAUGGAACCCCCAAACACCAACAAAAAGCACAGCCCCUGCGCCCCCCAACACUCAGGGGUACCCUCAACUUGAAGCCACAGACCCCCCUCCACAAGAAGCGUGGAGAGGGGGGGAUUUUAUAAAUAAACCAAAUAGUGACGAUUUAGGGGUGGAAUGGAGUCAUGAGGGAUGUGAGAGACGCGCAGUGUCCCGGUCCCUGUCCUGCUCCUUGUCCCUGGCCGUGUCCCAGUCGCCUCUCCCAUUCCCACCCCCUG